Messenger RNA from Macadamia integrifolia, 1796 nucleotides. RefSeq names its product trihelix transcription factor ASIL2-like. Gene Ontology annotation, molecular function: transcription cis-regulatory region binding. The record is from RefSeq and is a predicted model, not a curated record. Bases 386 to 1459 code for a protein of 357 amino acids. The transcript has a single exon. Gene Ontology annotation, cellular component: nucleus. NCBI's taxonomy places the organism in Eukaryota, Viridiplantae, Streptophyta, Magnoliopsida, Proteales, Proteaceae.
AAGGGAGAGAUGGAUAGCCGGGGCGGUGGGUUUAGGCCUCAAGGAGGUAAGAGGUGGGGUUCGUUUGGUGGAUUUGGUAAGGUCCAAGUUGUGGUGGCAACCAACUGGGAAGGGUGGUGGGGUGGGCAGAAACCUGGGAAGCGCUGACCAUCUUAGAGAGAGAAAGAGAGGUUUGGGGUGCGCAGCUUAACCGCGUACCCUCGCGUGAUACGGCCCCCCCUCCCCGUCCCCUAAGCGGUGGCGGAUCUUAGAUCUUGAAAUCAGCCGCACAUCCCUCUCCUAAUAACACCACCACCAUCUUACGUUAUGUCCCCCACCACCACCAUCCCCUCCACCCCUACCACCACCAUCAUCCCCUCCACCCCUACCACCACCCCCACCACCCAUGGCUGCUUCCUCCUCCUCUCCCCAACACCCAACCCCAACUCCAACCACAACCACCGCCGUUACUACCACCAACAUCACCACUGCGACCCCCGUCGCCGCCCGUCCAACCCCUAAUCCUUCCUCCAGACGCCUCCCUCCCCCUUGUUGGUCUCAUGAAGAAACUGUUGCGCUCAUCGAUUCUUACCGUGAGAAAUGGUACACCCUCCGCCGCGGAAACCUCAAGGCCUCCCACUGGCAAGAAGUCGCCGACGCCGUCGGUCGACGCUGCCGCUUCGCUACCCCUUCUAAGACAUCUGUCCAGUGCCGCCACAAGGUCGAAAAGCUCCGUAAGCGUUACCGUACAGAGAAGCAGAAAGCCCUAUCCAACCCUGGCCGCUUCUCUUCCUCUUGGGUCUACUUUCGCAAGAUGGAUGCCAUGGAGAAAGGCCCUUCUUCUGCAACAGCCCAUUCUAAUGGUACUGACGAAGACGACGAAGAUGGCAAUGAGGAAGAUGAUGAGAACGAGAACGAAGUCGAAGAUGAUGAUGAAGAUCCAAUGCCUCCCACCAAUACACGCAGUCUCCAUCGCCUUCUUAACAAUGGGGUUAGUACCAGUGGUGGCAGCGGAGGAGGUGUUGGAGGGUUUCGUCUUCGAAUUCCUAGUCGGCCCAUUAGUGCUCUGCCACCCGUUACGGGGUUCCGGUCCAAGGGCUUCGAUAGGGUCGUCGAUGGAAGCCCUAAUGCGAACUCUAACCAUAACCCAAGGUACUUGAAUGGUUGUUCCUCCUCGAGGUCCAGCUUUGGGCGGAGGACCGAUGGUGGUGGUGGUGGGGGUGUGGGAGGAGGAGGGGUUAAGAGAGAUUUUGAUCCGGUUUCAGAGAUGGUUACUUCGAUUAAGCUGUUGGGAGAAGGGUUUGUGAAGAUGGAACAGAUGAAGAUUGAGGUGGCCAGAGAGAUUGAGAGAAUGCGGAUGGAGAUGGAGAUGAAGCGGACCGAGAUGAUUCUCGAGUCCCAGCAUCGAAUCGUGGAAGCCUUUGCUAAAGGGUUUUCUGGGAAGAAGAAGAUCAAGAGGUUACAGUCGCCUGAUUCAUAGGCAGGGAAGCAUAAAAAAUGUCUUUUGUUUACUACUCUUCCACAUUUUAAUGGAUCUGCCCAGGAUUUGAAAGAACAGAUCUUGAGAAGCUUUGAUUUGGGUCAAGAUGAGAAAUGUCGAUUCUACUGCUUACUUGUGGUCGUACCCAACAGUCCAAUUUGGUCAUAUUUUCGAUAUAUGGAAUUGGUGAGUUGAAGAUUUAAAGAUCUUACGAAACUCCUCUUUUUGUUUUUACAUUUUUUUCUGUUCAAAUAACUGACUGAUCAAAAGCUCAGAACUUGCUUAGUUUUGUAAUUUUUUAUUUCAGAGAAGAAAAAGAAUUACUGUUUAUUAGGAA